Messenger RNA from Mollisia scopiformis, 1633 nucleotides. RefSeq names its product putative mRNA splicing protein. Lineage: Eukaryota; Fungi; Ascomycota; Leotiomycetes; Helotiales; Mollisiaceae. The transcript has a single exon. Gene Ontology annotation, molecular function: pre-mRNA 3'-splice site binding. The record is from RefSeq and is a predicted model, not a curated record. Gene Ontology annotation, biological process: mRNA splicing, via spliceosome. Gene Ontology annotation, cellular component: spliceosomal complex. The coding region runs from base 46 to 1452 and encodes 468 amino acids.
CGACCGCGAUUAUACAGCCAUCUGUUUGUAUUGCAUCUCUCAAGAAUGCCUCCACCAGGUGUCCAGCCCAUAAAACCCAACGCGCCAUCGGCGGCGAGCAAGGAAGCUAACGAGUACAUACCCUCCUUCAUCUCAAAGAAGCCUUUCUACAUCGGCGAGGAUGACGACCACAACGACUACCUCGAACACCAGCGUCUCCAGAAAGCGGCCCAGUCAGACCAGUCGAAAUGGUACGAUCGAGGCAAGAAAGUUGGUCCAGCUGCGACGAAGUUUCGUAAAGGCGCAUGCGAAAACUGUGGUGCUAUGACCCAUAAGACGAAAGAAUGUUUAAGUCGACCCAGAGCAAAAGGAGCACGGUGGACUGGUAGGGAUAUAGAAGCUGAUGAGGUUGUCCAAGAUGUGAGCUUGGGUUGGGACGCAAAGAGAGAUAGGUGGAAUGGUUACGAUCCAAAGGAGUACAAAACCGUUAUUGACGAGUUCUCGCAACUGGAAGCCCUGAAGAAGGAAGCUCAAGCAAAGCAAAAGGACACAGACGAGGAAGAUGGCGAGGAUGGAGAGAAAUACGUUGAAGAAUCCGAUCUGGGUCAGAAGAAUGCCGCCAAAAACCUUCGAAUACGAGAAGAUACAGCAAAGUAUCUGCUGGAUCUGGAUCUGGACUCGGCGAAGUACGAUCCUAAGACUAGGUCUAUGGUAGAUAGCGGAGCCACGGUAGACACUAUUGCAGCUUUGGUCGCAGAAGAGGGUUUUAUGAGAGCUUCGGGAGAUGCUGGCGAAUUCGAAAAGGCUCAAAAGUAUGCUUGGGAGGCACAGGAGAAAGGGGGAGAUACGAAACUACAUCUUCAGGCCAAUCCCACCUCUGGAGAGAUCCUCUUAAAGAAGGAGAGGGAGAAGGAGCAGGCCAAGAAAGAAGCACAUAAGAAGAUGUUACGAGACAAAUACGGUGGAGAGACAAACCCGAAUGCUGCCAAACUCCGAGAUGUUGCUGUCACAGAGAACGAACGUUAUGUCGAAUAUGACGAGUCUGGACUCAUCAAGGGAGCUCCGAAAGUGGUGGCAAAGUCGAAGUAUCCUGAAGAUGUGCUCAUCAAUAACCAUACAUCAGUAUGGGGAAGUUGGUGGUCGAAUUUCCAGUGGGGUUAUGCUUGCUGUCACUCCAUGGUCAAGAACUCGUACUGCACAGGCGAGACUGGGAAAGAGGCAUUUGAGCAGGCCGAUCAGAUGCGUACUGGCGGCGCUCUUGUCGAGGAUGAAUCCACGAAGACUAUUGAAUGGCCUUCCGGGGAAAUGGAGGAAGUCAAAGACAAAAUAGCAAGCACAACGAUCGCCAAGAAACGAACUGCGGAAGAGAUGAAGGGUCUUGUCACUGAAGAUGAGAUGGAUGAAUUCAGAAGGAAGAGAGUCGCUUCCAAUGAUCCUAUGGCAGCGUUAUUGGGCAAGGAUGACCUGCUGUAGCUUCCCAUUUUACGGCAUCUAGAGGAGUCUGGGAUCGGUGCAUGGGCAAGGCGUUCUUGGUGAUGCAUGAAAUAUUGUAAUCCUUUGCAUUUACAUGUAGUCCCAGUGAAAAUGCUUUCGUGUUGAGCUCGAGUGUAUAAUUAAACUUCGACGAUUUACAAGUCAUAUCUCAAAAGGCAGC